Molecule: messenger RNA, 723 nt
Organism: Staurois parvus
Lineage: Eukaryota; Metazoa; Chordata; Amphibia; Anura; Ranidae
Source: the annotation of a GenBank genome assembly
AAAAAUGUAAAACAAAGGCCAAAUGAUUUCAAGAAAAUGAUUCAGGAAGUGAUGCAGUCCCUUGUGAAGCUCAUCCGCGGAGCCUUGCUCCCAUUUACUAUUAGUGAAGAGGACUUAAAGCAGUAUGGUGGCUGGGAGUUAAAGAGUGAACUGUCUGGGCCCUGGUUAGCUCAUGUUGUCAAGACUGUCAGGCUUAGUUAUGAAUCUCUGACAGCACUUGAGAUCCCCAAUGACAUGCUGCAAUCCAUACAAGAUCUUAUCCUUGAUUUACGAGUUCGUUGUGUCAUUGUCACCUUACAACAUACAGCAGAAGAGGUAAAACGACUAGCUGACAAAGAAGAUUGGGUUGUUGAUAACGAAGGCUUAACAUCUUUGCCAUCUCACUUUGAGCAGUGUGUUCUCCAGUCCUUGCAGUCACUAAAAGGAGUUUUGGAAUGCAAGCCUGCCGAAGCCAGUAUAUUUCAGCAUCAGAGAACACAGGAUGAUGUGUGCCUUCUCUGUAUCAACAUCAUACAGGCCUUUAUUUCCACUCUGGAAUAUCUAAGUACCAAGCCUGACGGAGAAGUGGAUACAAAGCACAUUCACGAAGAGCCAGCAAUAACAUCUGAGAAACGACUUUUAAUUGUCCUGAGCAAUUGCCGGUACCUGGGAAGACAUACACUGCUGAACAUUGCUGAACAUUUUGAGAAGCAUGCCUUCCAAGGAAUAGAGAAGAUAACUCAG